Molecule: messenger RNA, 1689 nt
Organism: Caenorhabditis briggsae
Lineage: Eukaryota; Metazoa; Nematoda; Chromadorea; Rhabditida; Rhabditidae
Exons: 6
Coding region: 1-1689 (562 amino acids)
Biological process (GO): NAD+ biosynthetic process
Molecular function (GO): nicotinate phosphoribosyltransferase activity
Source: RefSeq, a predicted model, not a curated record
AUGGCUUUUAUUUUGCCAUCAGAAUCAAUCGACGGCUCACCGCCAGCUAACGGACUCCACAUGAACGGACAGGACUCCCUGGUGCAGCCAUUGCUCACCGAUUUCUAUCAGAUUACCAUGUGUUAUGCAUACUGGAAGACUGGAACUCACAAUGAGCCAGCGGUUUUUGAUGUUUUCUUUCGCAAGAAUCCAUUCAAUGGAGAGUUUACGGUGUUUGCUGGAUUAGAGGAUUGUUUGCGGUUCGUGGAGAACUUUAAAUUCAGUCAGAGUGAUAUAGAAUAUGUCAAAAAGAUUCUCCCUGAGAAUGCUGACGACUCUUUCUUCGAGUACCUCGAAACACUUGAUGGCAGUCGUUUGACAAUUGAAGCUGUCAGCGAGGGAUCAGUUGUUUUCCCAAAAGUUCCUCUUCUCACAAUCUACGGCCCACUGGCGAUGUGUCAGCUUCUGGAGACAUCGAUUUUGAACUUGGUCAACUAUGCGAGUCUCGUGGCUACCAAUGCGGCAAGAUUCAGACAAGCCGCUGGAAAUAAAAUCAACUUGUUGGAGUUCGGACUUCGUAGAGCACAAGGACCAAAUGGUGGAUUGACAGCUAGUAAAUAUUGCUACAUUGGAGGAUUCGAUGGAACUAGCAACGUGUUGGCUGGAAAAUUAUAUGGAAUUCCAGUCAAAGGAACACAAGCACACAGCUUCAUUUGCUCGUUUUCUUCUCCAGAUGAGCUGAAAAUCCGUACACUUAACCAUAAAGACUCAAAAGAAACUUCCGAUCUUUUCAAGUUGUCGACUGAAAAGCGUAAAUGGCUUUUGGAAGAAAUCAGUUGGGGAGUUGUCCAAUCAGAAGUGUCCGAUGGAGAACUCACUGCGUUUGUUGCCUACGCCAUCGCCUUCCCAGACUCAUUCCUAGCUCUCAUUGACACUUAUGACGUUCUUCGAAGUGGAGUCAUCAAUUUUGUAGCCGUCUCGUUGGCUCUUCACGAUCUCGGAUACAGGUCAAUGGGAUGUAGAAUUGAUUCUGGAGAUUUGUCAUACCUUUCGAGAGAGUUAAGAGUAAGAUUCGUCAAAGUUGCUGCACUAAACGAAGACUACAAGUUCUUCGAAAAAAUGUGCAUCGUUGCAUCCAAUGAUAUUAAUGAGGAAACCAUUAUGUCUUUGAAUGAGCAGAAGCACGAAAUCAACUCAUUUGGAGUUGGCACUCACCUGGUGACAUGUCAAAAGCAACCGGCUCUUGGAUGUGUAUACAAGCUGGUCGCACAAUCGUCACAGCCAAAGAUAAAGCUGAGUCAGGAUGUGACGAAAAUCACGAUUCCUGGCAAGAAGAAGUGCUACCGGAUCUUCGGAAAAAACGGCUACGCUAUUCUGGACUUGAUGAUGCUCGAAGAGGAAGAAGAGCCAAAACCAAAUGAGCAAAUUUUGUGUCGGCAUCCGUUCGAGGAAUCCAAGCGAGCGCUUGUCAAUGCCAGCAAGAUUAUCAAGCUUCACAACGUCUACUGGAAGGAUGGAGUGCUGGCCACGCCUCUUCCAACGCUCAAUGAGAUCAAGCAGCAUGUCAACGAAUCGAUCAAUGAAAAUCUUCGGCAGGAUCAUCGUCGAUAUUUGAAUCCGACUCCGUACAAGGUGUCUGUCUCUGAACGCCUCUACCAAUUCCUGCAUCAUCUCUGGCUCCAGAAUGCACCUAUCGGACAGCUCGAAUAG